Protobothrops mucrosquamatus (brown spotted pit viper) is the source of this 1348-nucleotide messenger RNA. It is a transcript of the gene TRMT61B, whose product is annotated as tRNA methyltransferase 61B. The coding region runs from base 36 to 1253 and encodes 405 amino acids. Lineage: Eukaryota; Metazoa; Chordata; Lepidosauria; Squamata; Viperidae. Gene Ontology annotation, biological process: tRNA methylation. The record is from RefSeq and is a predicted model, not a curated record. The transcript has 7 exons. Gene Ontology annotation, cellular component: tRNA (m1A) methyltransferase complex.
GAGGGUCGCUAUCGCCUUUGGAAAGGCUGAGCCGGAUGAUUCCCCCCGAGCUCCACUCUGCGGAGAUCAGGGCUCUGAGAAGCGCGGAGGUGAAGGAAUCCGAGUUUCAGGAACGCGAAACAGACGUCGCAGAGGUGGGAGUCUUCCCUGGAGCAGAUUCCCAGCUGGAUCGAGGCUCGUUCUCCGAGAAAAUAAAAAAUGCGCCUUCCAGGAACUGCCCCUUCCGAGUUGGGGAGCUGAUUCUAAUAGAGGGUCAUCGAAAACACGGCUCGAAAUGGAAGAUUCAAUGCCUGCUCACUGAUACCGGAACGUGUAAUACUAAUUUGGGUUUCAUUAGAUUCUCUGAGAUCAUAGGCAGACUCCCCGGGCAGCUGUUCCGAACGUCCCAGGAUAAAAUCUUGAUGAUUCGGAGGCCAUCCUUACAAGAAUAUGUGCUGCUAAUGGAUCGAAAACCUUCCAUCAUCUCUCCGAAGGAUGCCAAUACAAUGUUGCUGCUAAUGGAUAUCACUCAAGGGGACAUAGUAUUGGAAGCUGGUUCUGGUUCUGGCAGUAUGAGCUUAUUUCUGUCAAAAGCAGUGGGGUCACAAGGACUUGUUAUAAGUUAUGAAAUCAUGAAACAACAUCACAAAUUGGCAAAGAAGAAUUUUUGGCAGUGGUGUAAUGCAUGGAAACUAGGACGUGGUAAAGAGUGGCCAAAUAAUGUAGAUUUCAUUAAUCAAGAUAUUUUGACUGCAGCUGAGGAUUUGAAAUCUAUAACACUUGAUGCGGUAGCUCUGGACAUGCUUUGCCCACAGAAUGCCUUGCCUGUAAUUUUCCCAAGUCUUAAACAAGGGGGGGUAUGCGUUGUAUACUUGGCAAAUAUCACGCAGGUUAUUGAAUUGAUUGAAGUUAUCCGGAUCAGAAAAUUAGCCCUUUUUUGUGAAAAGGUUUUGGAAGUUACACAUAGAGAUUGGCUAAUAUGCCCAGCUACAUGGGAAAAGAGAAAUGUUCUUAAAAACAUAGCAUCUGAACUAAACAUCAAUGAUGAAACUGUUUGCCACUAUGAAAAUGAUGUUUCUGCUGAAGAGAGAGGAAAUGAAGCUCUUGCUUCUGCCAGUGUAAGAAUACCUUAUGUUGCUAAACCUUUCCCAUAUCAGGUUGGUCACACAGUAUUCCUUGUCAAGCUGAGGAAAUUUAAUUCAUUAUAUCCAAACACUGCUCCCGAUGGAAUGUGCCAAUCUGAAGACUGUACUUCAUCAGAAAUAACACAUUAAAUUUUCUUCUGAUAUGAGUAUGAUUUGGGAAACAUCGGAUGUGUUUACAUUGACUAAGAUACAGUAUGUUUCAAUAGACUAAUGUGUUUAACAAA